Molecule: messenger RNA, 1128 nt
Organism: Adineta ricciae
Lineage: Eukaryota; Metazoa; Rotifera; Eurotatoria; Adinetida; Adinetidae
Source: the annotation of a GenBank genome assembly
AUGGCAUUUGUCUUGAAUCGAACGUUGGGUCCGAUUGUGUCUCGUCGUCUAUUACAACGAGCAAUAACGACGGCAACAACUGAACAACAAUAUCGUUUUCGUUCUCGUUUACCAUUUAAUACCGUUGUUCUAUUUGUACCACAACAGGAAGCAUGGGUUGUGGAGAGAAUGGGAAAAUUUUAUAAGACUUUAAAUCCCGGCUUGAAUUUACUUUUACCAGUGAUUGAUAGAAUCAGCUAUGUGCAGAGUUUGAAAGAAAUUGCCAUUGAAGUUCCAAGUCAAACAGCUAUUUCAAAAGACAAUGUUACAUUGAACAUCGAUGGUGUUUUGUAUCUGAAAGUAUUUGAUCCUUAUUUGGCUAGCUAUGGUGUUGAAGAUGCUGAAUUUGCUGUCACUCAGCUAGCGCAAACAACGAUGCGUUCUGAAAUUGGCAAAAUCUCGUUGGAUACAGUAUUUCGAGAGAGAGAAUCACUAAAUAUUGGUAUUGUUGAUGCAAUCAAUAAAGCUGCCAAAGCUUGGGGAAUCAACUGUCUUCGGUAUGAAAUUCGUGAUAUUCGCCUUCCUGCUAAAGUUCAAGAAGCUAUGCAAAUGCAAGUCGAAGCUGAACGACGUAAACGAGCGACCAUUCUCGAGAGUGAGGGUAUUCGGGAAAGUCAGAUUAACAAAGCUGAAGGUACAAAACAAGCAACUAUCUUGGCUAGUGAAGGUUUUCGACUUGAACAAAUCAACAAUGCUACUGGUGAAGCAGACGCCAUACGUGCAAAAGCACAAGCUCGUGCAGAAGCACUUAAAAUUAUUUCAGAUCAACUUCAAGCUGAAGAAGGUCGUAAUGCUGCUUCAUUACAAAUAGCUGAACAAUAUGUUCAUGCUUUCGGUAACCUUGCUCGAACGAAUAAUACCAUACUUUUACCAUCUAAUACCGGUGAUAUGUCAUCGAUGGUUGCCUCCGCAUUAGCAAUCUAUAAUAAUCUUCAGAGCAAAGAUCGACAAGGUUUUCUGACUCAAUCACCACCGUCGAUACCAUCUUCGCCGUCAACUUCUCAACCUACCGAUACUAAACUAACCGGUGAUGCCAUGUCCGCAGUACGGCGUGCUAAAAAAGCACCAAAUGAAAAAGACACUCCAUAG